Molecule: messenger RNA, 5680 nt
Organism: Mus caroli (Ryukyu mouse)
Lineage: Eukaryota; Metazoa; Chordata; Mammalia; Rodentia; Muridae
Gene: Sema4g
Product: semaphorin 4G
Biological process (GO): positive regulation of cell migration; negative chemotaxis; axon guidance
Cellular component (GO): plasma membrane
Molecular function (GO): semaphorin receptor binding; chemorepellent activity
Source: RefSeq, a predicted model, not a curated record
GGAGCGGGGCAGGAAGAGGGCUGCUAAGAUAGCAUUUCACCUUCCAUUUGCUAAACUCGAGGAUCUCCUCUCCUCCUCCUCUUCCUCCUCCUCCUCCUCCUCCACCUCCCUGGGUUAGCCAUUCUCCAUUACAGGCAUUCACCCCAGGUCAGAAGACACACACACACCACACACACAAACACCUUGGGGUGAAAGAGAGAGAGAGAGAGAGAGAGAGAGAGAGAGAGAGAGAGAGAGAGAGCGAGCUGGCCUUAUGACCAGGACUUUCAGGAAAGGAGACAGGACAGGAUUCUGCCGUGCAUCUGACCCCAGCAGACACUGUCAGCCACCAAGCCUGCAGCCCAAGUCAGACCCCUCCUUUAUGCAUGUCAUGAGUACUUACUUGUCUCUGCCCGAAUGUAACUGUGUUUGAGGAUUCAGAAUACAUGUGUGCACUAUGCCUGGCCCAAUAGCAACAAUUCUGUGUGAAUGCCCCUAUACAAAUGUGUGUGAACAAGCCCUACUUGUUCACCUCUGAGGAUAUAUGAUCCACUGGAUGGAUGACAGGGAAACAACCUUAUGUGGCCUUGGCCCUUUGUGUGUGCUCUCUCUCUUUCACACACACACACUCUGUGUGUGUGUGUGUGUGUGUGUGUGUGUGUGUGUGUGUGUGUGUGCGCGCGCGUGCACAUGACUCCUAUGAAUGCCUGUGUUCUUGGCCCUGCACUGUGUACAAGUGUGUCACCGUCUUUGAGACCCACAAAUGCCCCUUACUCCGCACUGAGUGGCUCCUCUGACCUAGGAUGUAGUCCUCCUGUCUCUGCCUGGACAUACUUCCCUAGCGGGAGGACUCACCCUUCAGUGCUGAGGAAACAGGAGGCCCCCGAGUGUAAACAGGUGUGCUUUCACAGGGAGGGUACGGGUACGGCUUGGGCAGCAUGAAACCUCCAGCUGCUCUAGCCCUCAAAACAAGAACUCGAUGCCCUUUCUGUGGCUCAGAGACCCUCUCACUCUCCCUCUUGUGACAGUGCUAACCUUUACCUCUUGAACAAACCCUCCAAAUUCUUGCUAUUCCUCUGACUAGCUCCAGGUCCCUCCCCUCUCUUUACAGCCAGAUGGUUAAUAUUUGACCCAGAAGGAAAAGGAGAGGCCAGUGACACCCUCUGACCCUGCCUAUGGCUGUCUGAUGACAUUGGGUAGAUCAGGCAGCCUCCACAUCUGGCCCAGCCAAGGAAAUCUCCGGAAGUUCCCUGGCCUAUCAAUGGCCUCCACCUCAGGCUCGGUUCUAGUCUUUAAGUCUCCUGUGCAGAAAUUACACCUGUGCAGCUCAGGGACCCAACUCCCUGCACCUCACCCCCAGCCCCUCAAGCCUUUGCUUCCUGCCAGGAGAGAACAGACAGAGACCUGGAACUUGCCCUGAGACUAGGGGCAAGGUGACCCCUUCAGUACCCUACAGUCCUCCUGGGACCCUACACUGCUCACUCUCCAUGGAAUUUGCAUUUGAUACAGAAAGGCACGUGGUGACCCGCCCUUCCCUCUGACUUCUUACCUGUGAUUCCAUGGCCACACAACCCUGUGGCUCCAUGUCCCCCCCAUUCCAUGAUCCUCCAUGGCCCCAUGACUACUUGACCCCCAUGACCUCAUGACCCCUGACCCCCAUGUGAUCACACCCUGGACUUUGAACCCAGUGACUGCUCUUCCCCUCUCCUCCUGUGACUCUCCUGGGCUGCCCUCGGGGUCUUGUUGGUCUGAACUUCCACAGGAAGAUGUGGGGGAGGCUCUGGCCCCUCCUCUUCAGCUUCCUCACAGUAACAGCAGUGCCUGGACCCUCACUGCGGAGACCAUCCCGAGAGCUAGAUGCCACCCCACGGCUGACCAUCUCCUAUGAAGAGCUCUCCCAGAUUCGGCACUUCAAGGGCCAAGCCCAGAACUAUUCAACACUGCUGCUGGAGGAGGCUUCUGAGAGGCUGCUGGUGGGGGCUCGAGGCGCCCUCUUCUCUCUCAGUGCCCGUGACAUAAGAGAUAGAACUCACAAAGAGAUCCACUGGGAGGCCUCCCCAGAGAUGCAAAGCAAGUGUCAUCAGAAAGGGAAAAACAACCAGACCGAGUGUUUCAACCACGUGCGAUUUCUACAGCGGCUCAAUGCCACCCACUUCUAUGCAUGUGGGACCCACGCCUUCCAGCCCCUCUGUGCAGCUAUUGAUGCUGAAGCCUUCAUCUUGCCUACUAGUUUCGAGGAGGGAAAGGAGAAAUGUCCUUAUGACCCGGCCCGUGGCUUCACAGGCCUUAUCAUUGAUGGAGGCCUCUACACAGCCACCCGGUAUGAAUUCCGGAGCAUUCCUGAUAUCCGCCGGAGCCGCCACCCACACUCUCUGAGAACUGAGGAGGCUCCCAUGCACUGGCUCAAUGAUGCCGAGUUUGUGUUCUCUGUGCUGGUGCGGGAGAGCAAGACCAGCGCAGUGGGUGACGAUGACAAGAUUUACUUCUUCUUCAUGGAGCGUGAGGAAGGCUCCAGCAGCUUCACACAGAGUCGCAGCAGCCACCGUGUGGCUAGAGUAGCCCGUGUGUGCAAGGGAGACCUGGGAGGGAAGAAGAUCCUACAGAAGAAGUGGACAUCCUUCCUGAAGGCUCGUCUCAUCUGCCACAUCCCACAGUAUGAGACACUACGUGGGGUCUGCAGCCUGGAUGCUGAUACAUCAUCCCACACACAUUUUUAUGCAGUCUUCACACUGACAACACAGUGGAAGACGCUGGAGGCUUCAGCCAUCUGCCGCUAUGACCUGGCUGAGAUUCAGGCUGUCUUCACAGGCCCUUUUAUGGAGUACCAGGAUGGUGCCCGGCGCUGGGGCCGCUAUGAGGGUGGGGUGCCUGAACCCCGGCCUGGCUCGUGCAUCACAGAUUCAUUGCGCAGCCGAGGCUACAACUCAUCCCAAGACUUGCCAUCCCUGGUUCUGGACUUUGUGAAGUUGCAUCCCCUGAUGGCUCGGCCUGUGGUGCCCACACGUGGGCGGCCCUUGCUGCUGAAGCGCAAUGUACGCUACACACAUCUCACAGGAACACACGUCAGCACACCUGCUGGACCCACCUAUGACCUGCUCUUUCUGGGCACAGCUGAUGGCUGGAUCCACAAGGCCGUAGUCCUGGGCUCUGGGAUGCACAUAAUUGAAGAGAUACAAGUGUUCAGAGAGCCCCAGUCUGUGGACAAUCUAGUUAUCUCACCGAUGCAGCACAGCCUCUACGUGGGGGCUGCAAGUGGAGUCCUCCAGUUUCCUCUGUCCAGCUGCUCACGCUACCAGUCCUGCUAUGACUGCAUCCUGGCACGGGACCCCUACUGUGGCUGGGACUCCAGCACCCAUGCCUGCAUGGUGGCCACCACCAUAGCCAACAGGACAGAAUUGAUACAGGACGUAGAGAGAGGAAAUAGAGGCUGCGAGGGCAGCAGGGAUGCAGGACCACCACCACCACUCAAGACCCGAUCUGUGCUCCGGGGUGAUGAUGUCCUCCUGCCCUGUGACCAGCCGUCUAACCUGGCCCGGGCUUUGUGGCUACUCAAUGGGAGCAAGAGCCUGAGCGACGGGCAGGAUGGCUACCGCGUGGGAGUGGAUGGGCUGCUGGUAACAGACACACAACUGGAGCACAGUGGCAACUAUGGCUGCUAUGCCGAGGAGAAUGGCCUCCGUAUGCUGUUGGCGUCCUAUAGCCUCACGGUCCGGCCAGCCACCCCUGCUCCAGCUCCACAAGCCCCUGCCACACCUGGGGCACAGCUGGCACAUGACAUGAGGAUGUUCUAUGUGGUAGCCAUUGCUAUACUUGGUGGCCUCUGCCUCAUCUUGGCAUCUUCCCUCCUCUAUGUGGCUUGUCUGAGGGGAGGCAGACGAGGUCGAAGACGAAAAUACUCACUGGGUCGGGCUGGCCGGGCAGGGGGCUCGGCCGUGCAGCUGCAGACUGUCUCAGGCCAGUGUCCUGGAGAGGAAGAUGAAGGUGAUGAUGGAGAAGGAACUGGGGGUCUGGAGAGUGGCUGCCUCCAGAUCAUCCCUGGGGAAGGAGCCCCAGCUCCACCACCCCCACCACCCCCACCCCCACCCGCUGAGCUGACCAAUGGGCUGGUGGCACUGCCCAGCCGGCUGCGAAGGAUGAAUGGCAACAGUUAUGUGCUCCUGAGGCAGAGCAACAAUGGAGUGCCAGCAGGACCCUGCUCCUUUGCAGAGGAGCUCAGCCGCAUCCUGGAGAAGAGGAAGCACACACAGCUUGUAGAGCAGCUAGAUGAGAGCUCUGUCUGAGUCUAGCCCCCCAAACAAAUGCUCUUCCAAGUCAGCCUGGCUGCCCUAGGCUGGGCCACUGCCUCCCCAACAGCUCCACCCUCUUCCAUCCUCCCAACUCCAUUUCCUUCCAACUUUUUGAUGUCUCUGUCGGGCUGGCCAAAGUCAUGGUUAGCCAAAGUCCCCUCUUCAGUCUCCAAGAUACAUGUGAGCAGCCCAGGCCCACCGGUGCUCCUCAAAGGUAGGUGCUCCCCCAGAACCAAGUACUCUGCAAACCCAGACCCAGUUUCUACCCGAUGACCUAGAGACGUGGGAGGAGAGAAUUGUCUUCUUAUCCCGUUGUCUGCCCAACCUUCCUCUUCUUCUCAGGUAGGGCUCUGCAGGUCCAGAUGGCCUCAAUGUCACCACCCUCUGCACAGCUGUGUGCUGGGUAGUCCUGAAUUCAGACAAGACCUCUCUCUACCAGCCACCUGAGUCCUGCUUCCAUUCAUAUGUGCACAUGGAAGAAUGUUUAUCAGCUGGGCUGCAGUGUCCCACUCUUCCUCCUGGGGCACCCUUGUCUCACCUAUCCUAGAUUCAGGGCACCCUCUCAACUGCCACCUUGCUAUCUCGUCUUUCCAGCCCCAGCCCCAUGUGGUAACCCCUUGGCAGGAGACUGGGAGAAGCAUCAGUGCUCUCCUUCCUCCACAGCCCUUAAGUCAGCCUCCCUCCUCCUCUCAUUCACAUGCAAGGGUGCCAGGGCUCCGGGCAUGGCCUUUCCCUGUGCACAUGUGGCGACACACCCAGAUCAUGUGCUUCCAUUUCCACCCACAUGCACAUUCUGAACUUCCCCCUGGCUGCCUCCGUCAGACCUGUGUCUACUAGGUUUGGUCCAUGGAUAUUUCAAAGGAAGAUUUCCCUUCCCAUUUAUCGGUCCUCACUGAACUAGGACAAGUGGCCAACACUGCACUCAAUGAGCCAGCUUCCCUCUUAGGGACCAAGCGAUUGCUUCUCCUAGACCAGAGCAGGAGGAAGUGAUCUGCUAUCUCACCUGGCACAUGAAGCCCACUCCUGGAACUAUGCAAAGGGCAGAGGCUGGGCGUGUGGAUGCUUGGCUCCCAUCCCUGUCCUACCUCACCAGGGCACUUUCAAGGUCCAAGGGCCUCAGAUGUCUCCAGGCCCACAUGGGACAAUCAACCCUGACUGAGCCCCCCAUUCCUCUUGGGUGAGGAUGACUGUUAUUUUUGUAGCUGAGAACGUGGAACCCCACGAGUUUUUACUGCCCUUCACCCAUAUCUCUCCCACCUCCACCCCACAAUGAAUGUAUUUAUUGUGAGAAUGGCUGUACUUCUUCAGGAAUGCCCCCACUCAUCACCCAGGUGGGUGGAACAGGCAUGUGAUGGAAUGGGGAGCCUGGGCUCUGCUCCUCCUGACAUUGGCUAAUAAAUGCCUCUUUCCCCACA